GGGCGAGGAGGGGGGUUGUAAGGAAACUGGAAAAAAAUAAUGCAGACAUGUGAUAGUCACAUGAAAAGGUGUGACUACAGAGCGUAUAUACACAAUGUGUGGGUAAGAAAAUCUUGCUGUCCAGUGCCGUUUAGCUGAAAGCAGCCACAGCCCUCUAACCUAUUGAUUUCCUGCAGGAGGAGGAUGACCUGAAAAGAGCUCUGUGGAUCUUUCUGUUUUAAAUGUUGGAAUACUUUUUUGUGUUUUAUUUCCACUGAAGAUGUUAAAAACUGAAUUUCUUUAUUGAAAUGUUACUUGCAAAUCUGUCUCUGACCAAUGUUUCUGCUAACCAGCAGUAUCAAGGGGUUUUGGAAAGAGUUUUAUUUUCCACUCUGACUACACUGCCAUGUUGUUUAUUUCUCUGCAUUAAUGGAAUCAUGCUUUUUACUUUAAGGAGCAAAGCUUUGUUCUGUGAGACGUCGCGAUACAUUCUCCUGUAUAACCUUCUGUUUGCAGACACAGUACAGAUGGCACUGAGUCAGUUAUUGUAUAUUAUUGCUGCUUGUAGGAUAACACUAACAUAUCCUGUAUGUGGUUUUCUCACCAUGCUUGCCAAUCUUACGACUGUGGUCUCUCCUGUCACGCUGGUGGUGAUGUCUCUGGAGAGAUAUGUCGCCGUGUGCUACCCACUGAGGCAUGCUAGCAUCAUCACUAUCACCAACACAGGUGUGGCCAUCAUUGUGAUCUGGGCCAUCGGUUCACUAAAUAUCUUGACUCGAGUUCUUCUGCUGUUAGAGUUUCCUUUUGAAGCCCUUGAUAGUCUGCAGAUGAAAGACUUUUGCUCUGAAAUAGCAAUGUCUGGUGGGUCUAUGUCUGAUAAUUACGACAAAGCCUUCACAUGUGCUCUGUUUAUUUCAGCAAGUGUGGCAAUCACAUGCUCUUAUAUUGGUGUUAUAGUAGCAGCCAGGUCGGCCUCCACAGAUAAAGCUUCAGCGCGUAAGGCUUGUAACACACUGCUGCUACAUCUGGUGCAGCUGGGUCUCAGUCUUUCUUCAACCAUUUGUAACCCACUACUCACAGCACUUGCAAGAGUUUUAACAAGGAUAGUGUUUGUGCGCAUCCAGAAUGUUUUUUAUGUUUGUAUUUUCCUUUUCCCCAGAUGUCUGAGUUCACUGAUUUAUGGUAUCAGAGAUCAAAGCAUCAGACCUGUGCUCAUAUAUUAUCUUUGCUGUCGACUGAAAUACUCAGUCAUACAGCCGAGACUGAAGGCUGCGAUCGAAGUAGAGUGUUAGUCAGAGUAUACACCACGCUUACAAGCAUACAAACCUCAAAGUACCGUACUGCAAUUCUGGAUAACUCCUUCUGUUACUGACUUGACUUUUGAAUUUUUAUUGAAAACCAUACAGUUGUCAAAUGACACACGUGAGGAAUUGUUUGCUGCUGUUUACUAAAGGAACAUAAUUCUUUAUAAUUCUCUCAAAUGAUUACAUGCUUUGGUAAAACAGGAAAGAGUGUCACAUUUGUGUAACCCUGUAAUCUGUGUACAGCCACUCUAUCUCAAGCACUGCUCAGGCAAAGAAAUUGCAGCAAUUUUUAAUUAGAUGUAAUUGGCCUACAUCUGUCCUACUUCUGAACCUGCAGUUUAGCCUUGGAAUUACUGCAGGUGUCCUAGAGGGUUUUCUUUCAGUUCCAAGUUGUGCAAAUAAAUUCAGCACUUUGGAA
Molecule: messenger RNA, 1701 nt
Organism: Haplochromis burtoni (Burton's mouthbrooder)
Lineage: Eukaryota; Metazoa; Chordata; Actinopteri; Cichliformes; Cichlidae
Product: odorant receptor 131-2-like
Exons: 1
Coding region: 288-1271 (327 amino acids)
Biological process (GO): G protein-coupled receptor signaling pathway
Cellular component (GO): membrane
Molecular function (GO): G protein-coupled receptor activity
Source: RefSeq, a predicted model, not a curated record